This is a messenger RNA of Paramormyrops kingsleyae, 3223 nucleotides long. Its product is annotated as fat storage-inducing transmembrane protein 1. Gene Ontology annotation, molecular function: coenzyme A diphosphatase activity. Gene Ontology annotation, biological process: lipid storage; lipid droplet organization; phospholipid biosynthetic process. Gene Ontology annotation, cellular component: endoplasmic reticulum membrane. The record is from RefSeq and is a predicted model, not a curated record. Lineage: Eukaryota; Metazoa; Chordata; Actinopteri; Osteoglossiformes; Mormyridae.
UGCGGCAGAGGACAGGAAGCGGCCGUUUAUUAUGCAGCAUGUGAGUCAGUCGAUCUCGCACAGGUUGGUGUGGGCGCAGGAUUUCUGUUAAGUGUGUAACACCAUAGAACAUUAGAACGUCGCCAGAACUUUAUUUAACGUUGGCAGCGCUUGUGCAGGCUUUAUUCAAACGGACAUCGCUGCACGUUGAAGAUUUGUUUGAUUGGGUUGUUACAUCCGUUCCAUGCCGUCCUUUGCUGGCCUAGAGCAUGUGCCAUAUAUAUCUGUAUGUGUAUUGUGUGUGUCACACAUGCAGUCGUGUAAUGAUACCAUGUGACACGGCACUGAGGAUUUCGCACGCUUGAAUGCGCACGGGGCCUGGGCACACGUGCACCCCAUCACCCCUCAGCUUUUUAAAGGGGCAAUGUGACACUCUCUGGGAACAUGUCUUUUUCUGUAACUCCCUGUCAGGGGAGUGGGUGGAGUUGAGACUGUGGGAAGGGCAGAGGGUCCUCUUUUUUUAUAACCUCUGAAUCGCUGGAACGCAAGUGUAAAAGAGAGAGGGGUGAGGAGAAUCGGGGAAGCCCAGCAGCUAGCCGCCGUCAUUUCGCUGGGUACGUGGAGUGUUGGUGAGGGCCGUUCGAAAGGGCCAAGAAGGAACUGAUGUGGAUAGAAGUGCAGGGAGUUCGCCGAGAGACGGGAAAAACAGAGGGCAACCGGAGGAGUGAGCAGAGGCAGCACCUCGGUGGGAAAUACCAUGUGACCAAACGCGUCAUGCGUACAGGAAGGACAGAAGAGGCUCAGCAGCGGACCCUUAUUCUGCAAGCGACGACUGGCUCCUGGGCCCACUGACCUGUGCAUCACCAGCCUGCAAGGUCAUUAAGCUUUGAAUCAGUAAGGCAAUCAAUCCUCUGGGCAGCGUUCAAGCACCCUUUCCAUUCCUUCCAAGUGGAAGCUUAAAAUUAAUAUUACAAAGGCAUAGUUUUAUAUGAUACAGAUUGUCGUACUACUCAAAUAUAUUAUCGAGAGCACCUUUUUGUUGGAUUAUCACCAGUGGGUUACAAGACAACAAAAGAAAAACAAACCUUGGACUUUUGAGACAGUUCUUCGGAGUCACACACCCACUGACUCUAAAGGCAGGAUCUGCCUACAGAUGUUGCUGAACUCGGUGUUAGUGGCGGUGACUGACCUGGCCGCCAGACUGCUGGGUAAUGCCACCUUCAGGCGCCAUUUCCACUUGCUGCUGUCGGGCCUGGUUGUAUUCGGACCAGCCCUGAGCUUGUGGGUCUCACAGUACAGCAUAUUUGCCAAGAAGAGUCAUUUCCUGUACAGGAUGUUCUUGCGCUCCGGCUGGGGCUGGACCUGCGUCUUCACCGGCUCCUUCGUCUUCUUGCUCUCCUUCUCCGUCCGCCGCUCCCUCGUCGUCUCCCUCCGCCACCUCUCCCGGCUGCUGGUGGCGGGCGUGCUGUGGGUCGGCUUCCGUCGCGUCAUGUCCGUGCUGGAGAAUGCCACGGGGAGCUGCUACGAGCCCCUGAGCGCCCCUCCGGAUGGGCACCCGACGCAGGGGGUGGCGGAGCCGGGGCAGCCGCUCCUGCUGCUGCGCGAGGGGGAGACCAAGGUCACCUGCCUCGGGGGCGGCAUGCUGUGGCGCGGGUACGAGGUCUCGGAGGAUGCCUUCUUGCUCUGCAUGUGCUGCCUGCUCCUGGCGGAGGAGACCGCGGUCUUCGGGCCCUACCUGACCCUGGGCGGGCCCUCAGGAGCCCCGCUGCGCCUCCUUUUCCUCUUCUGUGUCCUCCUGCUGGGCCUUUGGAUCUUCUUGCUUCUCUGCCUGCUGGCAUACUUUCCGCAAUUCCCCACUCAGCUGGUAGGGGGCGCCUUGGGCUGUUUGAGCUGGAGGGGGCUGUACCAGGGCUGGUACCGCAUGGGACCCAGCUGGUACUGUCCUGGGCGCCCUGGAGUGGGCCUACUGACCAGCCAGAGUCGCAAACAUGGACAUCAGUCAGAUCCAUACGGAGCAAACAAGGCGGAGUGGAAUUAAUGCAGAGAGAACAAAGAAAGGGAAGCAAGGAAUAGUCUGGACUAAAUGCUCUUCGUUUAGUGCAUGUGUGCUGCAAAGUGUGAUUACCAAAACAGGAAUGACAUGUUUGAAAAUACAUUUUAAAAGGAAUAUCUCUGACAUUCCUAAUCUUCAAACCCACGGUCUCUGUAUUUAUUGUAAUACGAUCCACUGCAGCCUAUAGCAAACAUAAAGGAUUCUAAAGUAGUCUGGCCUUUAGCAGAAAGCAUAUGUUCCCUGCUGUGGAUGUGAAACCAGAUGCAGACUGAGGGGAUGAGGCACGCAUUCCUGCAUUACCAGUGCUGAACAUACAGACCGAAAUUCACACCGUCGUGUAAGGUACUGACCAUAUAAAGUAAAUGGGAGCGACUGGGAAUGAAGAGUAGGCAGCCCUGUGUGAUACAUUACAGACAGCUCCCUCAGACAGAGUACUGGUCACCGUUAAUGGGGUCUAUACUGCCCCCCCCCCCCCUUUUACCAACAUUAGCAGUCAGGUUAGCCCUUGCUAGCCUGCUAUUAUUAGUGUCUUUGUUAGUAGUGGAAUGAGAAACAUGUCUGAAGGACACGGCGGAUGGUGCUGUGGUCUGACUUUGUUGCUGGGAAAGGGGCGGGGAAGUCCAGCUUGCCCAGGUCUUUGAGUUACUGGGCGCAGAGAGUGUUUCAUUAGUGCCGGUGCUCAGCCCUGGAUCGGAGCAGCCUUCCUUCGCCACCUCAAACACUAAACCCAAUACGAUUAAAAUUAAUUUGAGUUAAACUUGGAAUAAAAACAAAUUGAACUAUAGAAAUAUAUAUGAUCAUACAAUCAGUUGUGUUGGAUUUUUUUGACAUGCAUUCAUGUAAAUUACUACAUGUAGCAAAAAUGCAGCAUACAUGCGCUGAAAAAUCCACUUUUUGGUCACUAAAAUAGAAGUUUUCUUCAGAACCAUUAAGCUCAUCUAAUAGGGUUUUUCUUACAGAUAGACGUAACGAAGAGGUAUCGAUAGACAGUAUUGCAUUGUUACCUGUUUAAGUAAUUACUAGUACGUUAUCAUUAUUUAAAGACCGAUUUGUGUGUGACGACAUUCAAAGUCAGUGUCCUCUGUCUUUUCAAAGGUACCUGGAAUAUGUUGUGUUAGCUAUUGACGAUUUCUCUGUCUAACUAGUUUGUAAAAAAAAAAAAAGAUGAUUACAGCUGAAAAUAAUUAAGGA